AUGAGUACAUCUCUCCCUCCACAUGUUGCUCUAAAUCCCCAAGCCCCCGAAUACUUCCCAUCAACUUUUACAUACUACGUCUUCUUCGUCCCCCAUAUUUACCCUCUUACCCUCUACAACAUCAACAAUUACCAUGCUCAGCCGCCGCCACAAGCUCCACACAACCAACUGAAGAGUCAAGAAACGGGUCAAAGUCAUCAGCGGCGAAGAUUUGGCGGUGCAUGCAGCAAAACUAGGUUUAUGAACACCAAGGGGUAUACUAGGUUCGAGAGGGGCAAAAGGGGAAAUAAAGAUGAUGUUGAGGACAAAGAUGGAUGUUUCAGAGUUGUUCAGACAUGUGUUAUGGUUAACAAGAGACAAAAGCCAGUUAUGCCCUUGGAAUACGGAGAAGAAAACUUGGAUGUUGGUGCCAAUAUCACUACUGUCAUGAUCAGAAAUGUGCCCAAUAAAUUGACGCGAGAUGGGCUGUUGAUUCUGCUAGACAAGCAUUGCAUGUUGAUGAAUGAAGGUGGGAAAGACUGCGGAGAUGGGAAUUACUCGGCUUAUGAUUUUGUGUAUCUUCCUAUCGAUUUUCAAACUGGAGUUAACAAAGGCUAUGCAUUCGUGAACUUCACCAACAAAAGAGGUGUCAAGAUGUUUUACAAUGAGUUUCAUAACAAAGCAUGGGAUAUUGGUUUUAAAACCCCAAAGAUCUGUGAAGUUGUUUGUGCUAAGAUUCAGGGGAGAGAGGGACUCGUUAAGCACUUUGGAGGAACCCUCUUCAUAUGUAGCAGUGAUGAGUACUUGCCGGUAUGCUUCAGCCCAGCUAGAGAUGGGUGUGGGAAGGGUGCAGGCAGUGGAAGAGCAACAGUUGGGGAGCAGGAACACAGCUCCAGAAAUCUUUCUGAAGAUUGGCUCACAAAAUCAGGAAAUCAGUUUCCCGGAAUACUUGGUAGCAGGCCAAUUAAGGUUUUACAGGCCGCCAAAUAUUCGUAA
Daucus carota subsp. sativus is the source of this 975-nucleotide messenger RNA. RefSeq lists its product as uncharacterized. Gene Ontology annotation, molecular function: nucleic acid binding. The transcript is spliced from 6 exons. The record is from RefSeq and is a predicted model, not a curated record. Bases 1 to 975 code for a protein of 324 amino acids. Lineage: Eukaryota; Viridiplantae; Streptophyta; Magnoliopsida; Apiales; Apiaceae.